Messenger RNA from Nylanderia fulva, 1223 nucleotides. RefSeq names its product 4-vinylanisole receptor-like. Gene Ontology annotation, biological process: sensory perception of smell; detection of chemical stimulus involved in sensory perception of smell. Gene Ontology annotation, cellular component: plasma membrane. NCBI's taxonomy places the organism in Eukaryota, Metazoa, Arthropoda, Insecta, Hymenoptera, Formicidae. Gene Ontology annotation, molecular function: olfactory receptor activity; odorant binding. The record is from RefSeq and is a predicted model, not a curated record.
AGGGUGACUCUGCCCAAGUGAAGUAAUACAGAAACGAUCAUCUCGUGAUAAUGGAUGUAUUGCCGUUAAAUUUCCGAGUUUUAUGGUUUUGCGGUGCUUGGAGUGAAAAAACCAAUAAUAGUCUUUUCAUUCGUUUUAUAAGUUUCUGCUAUAGAUACGCCAUAGUAAUUUUAAUAUACGAAUUUACGAUAUCUGAAGUAAUUGAACUUGUAAGAACGCACGAUCAUAUCGAGGAUCUAACAGAAGGACUCUUCCUAGCGUUAACUUAUGUAGCUUUAUGCUUUAAGUAUGGAAAUUUUUUGGCGCGACAAGAUGAAGUGUCCAUGUUGCUAGACUGUUUUCGUGGCGAUACGUGUCAACCAAAAAAUUCCAAAGAAGAGAUGAUUCUGCUUAAGUACGAUCGCAAAGUUAAGUGGUGCGUCCGAGCUUUUAUGAGUAUAUCUCAAGCCACUUGUAUAGCUCUUAUACUCGCUCCUAUUGUGGGACCUCAGGAUACCAAUAGACCUUUACCAUUCAAGACAUAUCUGCCAUACUCGAUAACCGGUUUAUAUCCGUAUUUGGCUACGUAUCUUCAGCACGUAGGUGCCAUAUUUUACGGGGUCCUACUCAACGUUUCGUUCGAUUCGCUCGUCUACGGCUUCACUCUUCAUGUUUGCGGGCAAAUCGAGUUACUGUGCUAUCGUCUGUCGGAAAUCUUCAAGGAUCAUCCUGAUAUGGUGCAAUGUCAAUUCGGUUCAGAUAAAGGCGCGAUCAUUAGCGAAUGUGUGAGACAUCACUUACGCGUACACGAGAUCGUACGCAGAAUACAAUCACUAUUUGUAUGGACCGUGAUGAUUUUGUUCAUUUUCAGUAUGGUCACCCUAUGCACCAGUAUUUUCCAAAUGUCCAAGAAGAGGCUUCUCAGCGUUGGAUUUCUCUCACUAAUUUUAUAUCUCGGGAGCAUGUUGUGUCAAGUAUUCUUUUACUGCUGGUACGGAAACGAGUUACAAUUGAAGAGUAAAAACAUCGGCGAAGCUAUUUAUUCGAGCAAUUGGACGAUUGCCACGACACAAGACCGCAGAAGUUUGCUGUUCAUGAUGAUCAUCAGUCAAAAGGGAUUGAAACUCUCUUAUUAUGGCAUUUUUAAUUUGGCCCUUGACACUUUCACCUGGAUUUUGAAAACAUCCUAUUCUGCCUUUAAUGUUCUGCAACAGACGUCAAUAUAGCUAGACCUAAAUUAUAGU